This is a messenger RNA of Morchella sextelata, 4950 nucleotides long. RefSeq lists its product as uncharacterized. Lineage: Eukaryota; Fungi; Ascomycota; Pezizomycetes; Pezizales; Morchellaceae. The record is from RefSeq and is a predicted model, not a curated record. Gene Ontology annotation, biological process: protein O-linked glycosylation. The coding region runs from base 1 to 4950 and encodes 1649 amino acids. The transcript is spliced from 5 exons. Gene Ontology annotation, molecular function: glycosyltransferase activity; protein binding.
AUGCUCUUUCACCAUUCCUUGCAACGGCAGUUUGACCAGUCGGGGCCUCAUUCAACUGCUGCUGUGGCUGCAAGUUCUGCUUCUGCCACAAACACCCCUGCAUCAGCAGCAGCCAGCGCUGCCCAUGCUCAGCUCUCGCACCCUUCUCUCCAUAGUUCCUCAACGACGCCCUACAGCUCGUUUCAACAUUACAACAAACUACCACAACCACAAACGCAACAGUCCGGUUUCGCGCAAGGAGCCAUGUCAAGUCGUCCAUUAUCAUUAUAUCGUGGACACUCAUCACCCUCGUUAAUACCUGUUCCGUCCCAGCAUACCUACCAAGAGAACCUGCUUCGCCGCAAGACGCCUCAAGGAACAUUGGCCGCUGCCUACGAUGCUACCCCAAUAGAGUGGUCAACAGUCAGACCGACAAAACAAAUUCUACUUCCAAUACCACAAUCUAAUGUUCAACAACAACAGCAAUAUCUUCAACUUGAUCAAAGUCCUCGAUGGCAAGGCGUUGGGACCCAGGGAAAUCAGUCAUGGGAGGGGACGCUGGCGCUCAGAGGGGCCGAUAUAAAUUUGGGAAGCGGCUGUAUGGAUCCGACGAUAAUGUGGUCUACCAACUGCAACAAUCAGAUUCAGAUGCCAGUAAAUGACAACUUGGAUCCAUACGUGCGUGAAUUUCUCGUACGACAAGAACAAAUGCAUCCUAUAGCAGCGGACAACAUUUAUGCUGGUGGAAAACCAUAUGGUUUCCAGGCGUACUAUAACCCUAUUACCCCCCCAACAGCUUCAUGUGAGGACAUUAAUGGUUUUAUGGAUAUUGGUCACUACAAUGAUGUUCCUCGGGAUAGUAAUUUUUAUGGCCAUUAUGGCGCUUGGGGAAACGGUAAUCCCGCUCAAAACCAACUUCCACAAGCACCAAUCUACCAGAUAAAUUCCAUAUAUAAUCCGCCCCAACAAAUUGACAAUGCAAACAUUUGGCAACACCAAAUUCCCGCAGUGGACUCUGUAUCGGUACCAUUUCCGCAACACCUAACGGCCCAAUAUGGCCUGUCAAUCCCGCCAGCAGGUACCCCCGAGGCCCAGCUUCAACACCUUCAGCUUGACACGCAAUCACACGGCAUGAUGAUCCCGAACCGAGUAAAUCGCGAUAAAGUGUUGGCAUGGGCCCAUGGUGUGUAUGUCAAACUCUUAGCGUCGGUGCAAGAGCAACACCGACCAACGGAGGCCCGUGCACAACCCGUGGACAGAUCACGUGUUAAUAAUGGAUCAUCGAAGCCGAGCAUGUAUCGUCACCAAUCUCUCCAACCUCAAACAAACACCUGGAGACCCAGUGGAAUACAUCCCCAAUCUUCCCUGGGUGGGCAAGCAUCCUUUCCUUCAGUUCAACAUGGAAUGCAUGAUGGAUUUGCCCUGAAUAGGGAAGACGGGGAUAGCUGGAAUGGGGAUCAAUAUUUGGCAAAAAAACAACCGGUAGAUUGCUAUUCUGCUAGUCCUCUACAUCGCGCUUCAAGUGGGAUUGGGGGAUCUGGUGGGCCUUGGCCGCUAAAUUUAUCCCCUCAUAAUGGUCUUGGCGUCAUGCCGAAUCCAUCACCAGUUUCAGCCGUAGGAUUAGCUGGGACAGCAUUAGAGAUGUUGAAUGCAUAUUGUGCAGAGAGCGGCUGGACAUGGCUGGAUGGAAUGCUUUUAGGAGGGUGCUUGGCAUAUGGAUUGGGUGAUUUACCUAGAGCUAUGGGGUGGUACUUUAGAAUACUGGAAGCGGAUGAAAAUCACGUUGAGGCAUUGUCAAACCUAGCCGCAACACUCCUUUCGCUGGGUCGUCGUGAAGAAGCAGAAAGAUACUGGCAUCGAGCAGUCAGAAAAAGACCUAGUUAUUUCGAAGCUGUUGAACAUCUUGUCGGGCUGCUUUGUGGCGCCCAUCGUGGCAAAGAAGCUGUUGACAUAAUUAAUUUCGUGGAAGUGUCACUACGUCGACCAGGUCGAUUUGGCGCCCGAAACCCAAGUUUCAGCAGUUCAUCAAGCGAUGAAUCGGUUCAAACAGCAUCUGAUAUUCAUUUUGAUUAUGAUGAGGACGAUGUCAGCCGCUUUACCAGGACCCACAAUAUUAUGAAUUAUGGGCUCAGCGAAUAUAUGAUACCGGCGUCAGAAAAUGGCCGCAUGCUUGGUCUGAUACAUGCUAAGGGAAAUACGUUAUAUCAACUGGGCGAUAACGCUGGAGCUGCGAGAGCGUUUGAGCAGGCCAUAUUACUCGGUGCAGGUAUGCAGAGAGGUGGUGUUAGAGGGUUGAUAAACCGCAUUCUUGCCGUUCUCAAGGCUUCCAUCGAUGGCGUCGUCAUACCCGAUAAUUUAGUCAUGAACGCUGUCCAUGGGCCAGUCCUCUUGAAUCCCCAAGCCGCCAUUCGCACCGCACAUCUUGUUUUCCAGCCAAGUGGCGAGCUUCCGGGACUCCGUGAUAUCUCAAACCCGGCGGCCAAGCGAGCGGCAAUCUCAACAACCAGUAAUUCACUAUUGUCACUUGCAAAAAUAUUUCAAGAUGGCAUGUCAUCCGGUAGCACCUUGGGUGCGCCUAGAUCUACUGCAGAAGUAAAGGACAUUCUGGCACUAUACUAUCUUUCCCUUUCGCUUCAUCCAAGCCCAUCGACAGCGAAUAAUGUUGGAAUUCUCCUUGCCAGCGUCCAGCCAGCCUCACCGCUCAUUGUGGCUCCAUCACAACACCCGCAGGUUCCCGGGAUCGGAGCGGGAGUUAGACUUGCGUUGGACUACUAUUACUACGGCCUCAACUUAGACUCACGGCAUGCACAUCUCUACACAAAUCUGGGUAGUUUGCUUAAGGAUAUCAAUCAAUUAAGCGCAGCAAUUAAAAUGUACGAACAGGCAGUCACUUGCGAUCCUAAAUUCGACAUUGCUCUUGCAAAUCUAGCAAAUGCAGUCAAGGAUCAAGGAAGGAUCGGAGAGGCUAUCGUGUACUACCGUAGGGCCGUUGAUGUUAAUCCAGACUUUGCGGAGGCUGUAUGCGGCUUGGCGAACGCUCUAAACAGUGUGUGCGACUGGAAAGGGAGAGGUGGUAUAGUCAGGGAUGACAGAGAUAGAUGGCAUGUGGAUGACAACAAACGACUUAUUGACUCCAAGGGCAAUGGCACUGUAUGCAGUGGCUGGAUGAAGAGAGUGGUACAGAUUGUGGAGAAACAACUCAAAGAGGGUGAAAGUUGGGGGAAAGGAAUUGUUUCUGGAGAUGCGGGAGAACUCUUGCUCAGGGAGCUUGAGAGGGCAUAUGGAUCGAAUUGGUCAGAAGAAAGAAGAACUGUUUUGAGGAAAAAUGUUGAAGGUUGGGCCGGAAAACCUUAUGAGGGGGCUAAGGUCAUUAGGAUGAUCGAACGGGCGUCUCGAAAAACAGUGUGGAGAUGGUAUCAAGAGAAGUAUGUGCAAGGGCUUGAUAAGUCUAAAAGAGAGUAUCUUAGGCCCACUGUUCCAGCAAACUUGACCACGCCAAGCGCCCCAACAGUUUUACCUUUCCAUACUUUCACUUGCCCUUUAUCUGCAAAGCAAGUUCGUCAAAUAUCUCAACGGAAUGGACUACGAAUAUCAUGUUCAACACUUCGGGCACCAUGGCUUCCCGUGCAUGUUUAUCCUCCGCCAGCGCCGCCUGCACCGCAUCUUAAAAUUGGCUAUGUAUCUUCCGACUUCAAUAACCAUCCUUUGGCGCAUCUGAUGCAGUCUGUAUUUGGAUUACAUAAUCCGUCUCGAGCCAAAGCCUAUUGUUAUGCUACUACCGCUAGUGAUAACUCGGACCAUCGGAAACAGAUUGAGAGGGAGGCGCCAGUAUUUUAUGAUGCCCAUACCUGGGGACCUGACCGUUUGGUUCGACAGAUAGUAGAAGAUGGUAUUCAUAUACUGAUUAAUCUUAAUGGCUUCACUCGGGGUGCCCGAAACGAGGUUUUCGCAGCGAGACCAGCACCGAUUCAAAUGAGCUUCAUGGGAUUCGCCGGUACGCUUGGUGCUGAUUGGUGUGAUUAUAUCUAUGCCGACUCUACAGCUGUCCCAGCCAGAACUCUGAGGCCAUCAAGGCGCAACGUUGAGCUUGAGGACGAUGGACACGAGGGCGCGAGCGAAGACAAUGAUGAUUGGGUGUAUUCAGAGAACAUAGUCUUUGCGAAGUAUACCUUCUUCUGUUGCGACCAUAGACAAAGCGCCCCGGACUCUAAAUCAAGGCAAUUGAGCUGGGAAGAAGAGCAAGCAAGAAGGUGGGCAAAGAGGAAGGAGUUGUUCCCAAAAUUACGGUCUGAUGCUGUGAUUCUUGGGAAUUUCAACCAGCUGUAUAAGAUCGAGCCCACAACGUUUAGGACCUGGCUUCGCAUCCUUGCCCGUGUUCCGAAGGCGGUCCUAUGGCUUCUACGUUUCCCUGACCUUGGAGAAACAAAUCUUAAAGACUUAGCCCAGGAAUGGGCUGGCGAAGAAGUCACUUCACGUAUCAUCUUUACCGAUGUUGCACCAAAGCUUCAACAUAUAUCAAGGGCCCAGGUUUGCGACGUGUUUCUCGACACACCCGAAUGCAACGCCCACACCACUGCGGCGGAUGUACUUUGGUCUGGAACGCCACUUUUAACAUUCCCUCGUCAUCAAUACAAGAUGUGUUCCCGAAUAGCAGCAAGUAUUCUUCGAGCUGCAGUUCCGCAAACAGCAGAAGGGAAAGCAACUGCAAAUAGUUUGAUAGUCGCUAGCGAAAACGAAUACGAAAAUCGUGCUGUUGAACUAGCAAAUGGACUGGUUUAUGGAGAGGAAGGGAGGGGAAAUGGAGAAUUGAACGAUGUCAGAAAGGUCCUGUUCGAGCACAGGUGGAAAAGCGCACUGUUUGAUACAAAGCGUUGGGUUAGCGAUUUAGAAGAUGCAUACGAAGAAGCAUGGAAGAGAUGGGUAAAUGCGGAAGGUGGGGACAUCUACUUGGAUGACCUGAAAAGAAAGUGA